Trematomus bernacchii (emerald rockcod) is the source of this 1516-nucleotide messenger RNA. RefSeq names its product aarF domain-containing protein kinase 1-like. The transcript is spliced from 9 exons. Gene Ontology annotation, cellular component: mitochondrial inner membrane. Lineage: Eukaryota; Metazoa; Chordata; Actinopteri; Perciformes; Nototheniidae. Gene Ontology annotation, biological process: mitochondrion organization; lipid homeostasis. The record is from RefSeq and is a predicted model, not a curated record. The coding region runs from base 251 to 1516 and encodes 421 amino acids.
UUCAGUGUUUAUCCGUCAUACAGCGACAAUCAAGUCACAUUAUCUCCACCGACUGCACAUACCCGGACCGGAUAAAUGGUCCACAUUAUGGUAAUGUCUUCCCAUCAGACUACAGUUUGAGUUCGUUGUCACAUCUGGAUUAAGCAGCCUGAUCUCAUGCAAGACUACAUUAACCAGAAGUCUACGCUCUUACGUCGAAAAGUAAGAGGUCAAACAGACAGCGCCCGUGCUUCACUUGUUAGUGACGCUGAUGGCUGGUCAACUCUUCAAAGUGUCCGCUCUUGCCACAGCAGUGUUUGCCUCCUCUGGGUUCUACCUGUACGACAGACAGCUGAACCUCGAUGAUCUGAGUGUGAUCCGCUUUGGACGAGCUGCAGCCACAACAGCGAUCAUCAGUUUUGACUAUCUGACUGCUUUCAAUCAUUUGGAAUAUGGCACAGAGGAAUACUGGGCUCUCAGGUCUAAGGUGCAUCUGCGAUCGGCAGAACGUCUUCGAGACUUGUGCUGUGCCAACCGGGGGACUUUCAUCAAGGUGGGCCAACACCUCGGGGCCCUGGACUACCUGCUGCCUGAGGAGUACACGUCCACCCUGAAGGUGCUCCACAGCCGGGCUCCUCAGAGCAGCAUGCAGGAGAUCCAGCAGGUCAUCAGAGAAGACCUCGGCAAGGAGCUGUCAGAGUUAUUUCUGUCCUUUGAGGAGGAGCCUCAUGGUGCAGCCUCCUUAGCCCAGGUCCACAAGGCACUGCUGCAUGAUGGGAGGACAGUGGCCAUCAAGGUUCAACACCCCAAAGUCCAGAGCCAGAGUGUCAAGGACAUAGUGAUGAUGGAGGUGCUGGUGAAAGCGGUCCAUUGGCUCUGCCCAGAAUUUGCCUUCAUGUGGUUGGUGGAUGAGGCCAAAAAGAACAUGCCACUGGAGCUGGACUUUCUUAGAGAAGGACAGAAUUCUGAGAAGGUGGCCAACAUGCUGGCCCACUUCCCCUUUCUCAAGGUUCCCAAGAUACAUUGGGAUCUGUCCACAAAGAGGAUUCUGACCAUGGAGUUUGCUGAGGGGGGGCAGGUAAACGACAGGGAAUACAUGAAGAAACACGGCAUCGAUGUCAACGAGAUCUCAGAGAACCUGGGCAAGAUCUAUAGUGAAAUGAUAUUUGUCCGUGGCUUUGUUCACUGUGACCCGCACCCGGGCAACGUCUUGGUCCGAAAGUGUCCUGAGAGCAAGAAGACCGAGAUCACCCUGCUUGAUCACGGUCUUUAUCAGGUCCUGGAGCCAGACUUCAGGUUGGACUACUGUCGGUUGUGGCAGGCUCUGAUUAGAGGGGACAUGUCGGGGGUGGAGCUGUACAGCCGCAGACUGGGGGCUGGAGAUCUGUUCGCGCUGUUCGCCUGCGUGCUCACUGCUCGAUCCUGGACCGCUGUGAACGCCGGCAUCAGCUCUGUGCCUGUCACACACUCUGAGGUAGGCCUACUGUAUGAGCUCCAACAGACGGAUAGUGCAUGUUCAGAGUAUUUAUUCAGAUGA